CCGGCGCCUUGUGGAAAUAUUUGGGAAAUAGCGCGGAGCUGUCCGGGGAGGACGAGCGGCACGGCGAUUCACCAGCUGAGAGGACCUCGUCCGGCGGUGGUGCGUCCGGCGGUGGUGCGUAGGCAAACAAAUAUCACUUGCUGUGUCAUAGCACAUGGAUUUCAGGACUGCCUGUGAAGAGACAAAGACAGGGAUUUGUUUGCUGCAGGAUGGUAACCAGGAGCCUUUCAAAGUGCGACUGCACUUAGCCAAAGAUAUUUUGAUGAUCCAGGAGCAGGAUGUGAUCUGUGUGUCUGGUGAGCCUUUCUAUUCUGGUGAAAGAACAGUAACAAUUAGGAGACAGACUAUAGGAGGAUUUGGAUUAAGUAUAAAGGGUGGAGCAGAACAUAAUAUUCCAGUGGUCAUUUCUAAGAUUUCCAAAGAACAAAGAGCUGAACUUUCAGGUUUGCUUUUUAUAGGAGAUGCAAUUCUACAGAUUAAUGGAAUUAAUGUGAGAAAAUGCAGACACGAAGAAGUGGUUCAGGUCCUUCGCAAUGCAGGGGAAGAAGUGACCCUAACUGUGUCCUUUCUGAAAAGAGCGCCUGCUUUUCUCAAACUGCCACUGAAUGAAGAUUGUGCAUGUGCCCCCAGCGACCAAAGCAGUGGCACAUCCUCUCCCCUGUGUGACAGUGGUUUGCAUCUCAACUACCACCCCAACAACACGGAUACAUUAUCAUGUUCUUCAUGGCCAGCAUCCCCAGGACUUAGGUGGGAAAAAAGGUGGUGUGAUCUCCGAUUAAUUCCACUUCUUCAUUCACGAUUUUCCCAGUACCUUCCAGGAUCAGAUUUGUGCAGGCAAAAUGCAUUCCAAGUAAUUGCUGUGGAUGGGGUUUGCAGUGGAAUAAUUCAGUGUCUCUCUGCUGAAGACUGUAUUGACUGGCUACAAGCAAUAGCAAGUAACAUUUCCAACCUCACAAAGCACAAUAUAAAAAAAAUCAACAGGAAUUUUCCGGUAAACCAGCAGAUAGUCUACAUGGGCUGGACGGAAGAACGGGAACAAGACUCCCUUCAGGAUCGAAUGUACACACCAAAGUUUCUAGCACUGAGGGGAUCUUCCCUGUAUAAAUUUAUAGCACCUCCAGUCACAACCUGGGAUUGGACGCGAGCUGAGAAAACGUUUUCAGUUUAUGAGAUAAUGUGCAAAAUUCUCAAGGACAGUGAUUUACUGGACCGGCGGAAACAUUGCUUCAGUGUCCAGUCUGAAUCUGGAGAAGAUCUUUACUUUUCUGUGGAGCUAGAGCCUGACCUUACACUAUGGGAAAAAGCCUUCCAAACAGCAACUUUUUUAGAAGUCGAACGUAUACAGUGCAAGACAUAUGCCUGUGUUUUGGAAAGUCAUCUUAUGGGACUUACCAUUGACUUUAGCAUGGGUUUUGUCUGUUUUGAUGCUGCCACAAAGGCUGUACUUUGGAGGUACAAGUUUUCCCAGCUCAAGGGUUCUUCAGAUGAUGGGAAGAGCAAAAUCAAAUUUUUGUUCCAAAACCAAGAUACUAAACAAAUUGAAGCAAAGGAGCUGGAAUUUUCCAACCUGUUUGCAGUUCUUCACUGUAUCCACUCAUUCUUUGCAGCCAAAGUGGCUUGUUUGGACCCUUUAUAUGUAGGCAGUCAAGCCACAGCUUCUGCUGCUCCCACAACUUCUGGUACUGGCAAAUUAAAGUAUACUACUUGACUUCUCAUAUGACAGCACUGCCACUUAACAACAAGAUAUAACAAUGUAUAUUCGUAAGAUGUAGACCUUUGGUGAACCAUGUCCAUGGAAACCAAUCCUGGAGGCAAGACAUCUUCCAGCAUCAGCAGAUAAAUCGUCAUGUGGGAUCAUAGAUCCAUCUCUGUUCUACAAGACAUCAGUAUAUAGCCCUAGUCAAAACCCCAGAAUAGGAUGGAUAUGCUUUUAGUAUGAUCUAUUUGUACUUACAUAGUGCUUUAAGCAACACUGGAAACAAAGGAGUAAAUGACAAAAUUAAGCACUUCGGUAUUUAAUAAAAUUUUCAAAU
Melopsittacus undulatus (budgerigar) is the source of this 2033-nucleotide messenger RNA. It is a transcript of the gene SNTG1, whose product is annotated as syntrophin gamma 1. Gene Ontology annotation, cellular component: intracellular anatomical structure; dystrophin-associated glycoprotein complex. The transcript is spliced from 18 exons. Gene Ontology annotation, molecular function: structural molecule activity; protein binding. The record is from RefSeq and is a predicted model, not a curated record. The coding region runs from base 155 to 1708 and encodes 517 amino acids. NCBI's taxonomy places the organism in Eukaryota, Metazoa, Chordata, Aves, Psittaciformes, Psittaculidae.